UCCAGGUGAGGAGGCCAAGUGCGCUCACCGAUACGUGUCGGCCUACUGCGCACUAGCCGGGCCCUCCACCACGCACCGGGCGGCCGCUUGGCUCCUCUCCAGCUGCAAACCUCGCUUCUCUUCAGAAGCCUGAUGAAGUUGGUGGCCCUGCCCACGCCUCAGCCGCUCUCCUAAACUUCCCUGCUCGGCUUUUACAACGGCGGCAGCGGAGAGCCUGGGAGGGGACUUCCUCCUAUAGUGCUAGCUAGAAAAGGCCAUUGUGCAUUAGUAUUACUUUAAAUAGGGGAACCUACCGAGCGGUUCUAUUUUGGUGCGGGCGGCUGCUGUCAGUGCGCGUCAAAGCUGCCUUUUCCUGCGGCCGGCCGGGGACUUCGGAGCACGCAGGCGGGCAGGGCGCUGUGCCCGGGGGUGGGCAGCCUUCCCAAAUGGAUCAGCUUGCUGGUUUUGCCAUCGUGCCCGCCGAUGCAAGCGCGUCCGAAUAUUCCCGGCCCCGGCAAUGAACGGGCACACGGUCCUCCCUCCAGGCGACCCCGCACACCCCGGUGGCUGGAAUGAGUUCUGCGAGCAGCAUGCCAUCACCACCGCCAAAGAGCUGGCGCAGAAGUACCUCCUCUUUGUCAGCGAGCACCCCCAGCGUGAAGUCCUGGCGGUGGAGAACUUCUCCCUCCAGUUUGCAGACCUCUUCCAGCAGCACUUCCGCAGCGAGGUGAAGGAUACCUUUGCCAUGAGCCCGUUCCGCGUUCUGCCCUUCAGCAGGGUGCGAGACUACCGGGAGACGGGCCGGAAGCAUGUCGAGGGCUCCCCGGGGACGGUUGGGACCAAGGCCGACGUGGAAUUGGCCGGCCCGGUCGACAGAGGGCCCGAGGCCUGCCCCAGGAUCCUGGCCAAGUCAUGGAGCUCCGAGGAACUUGUAGGGACGGCUUCCUCCUUGGCCGGUCCGGGGAGGCGCUUCUCCCUGGACCGGCUGAGGCGGAGUUGGCGUAGCUUUUUCCGCCGGAGGUCCUCAGAGCCCGCGCUGGGCGACGGGGAGGCCUCCGACUCCGUCUUGGCGUCCGGCCUGGCCCGAAAGAUCUUCCCUUGGGCCCUCUCGCGGGAUCCGUCGUGUCCGGUCCGGAAAGAGGGCAGUCUCAGAUACUGGAUGGUGACGGAGGCGGCUGUGGACAGCGGGACGCUUUGGCAAAGGUGCCGGCUAGUGUUACAGAAGGCCGAGGCUUCGGACAACAGGGAAUAUCUCCUGGCGCUGUUCGACCCCCCCAAGAGCUCGCGGCCCAAGCUGAAAAUCACCUGCUCGGCAGUGCAAGAAAUCCGACGCUGCACUUGCCUGGAGAUGCCGGACAACCUGGACACCUUCGUGCUCAAGGUGAAUACCUCCACGGACCUUAUAUUUGAGGCUGGAGAUGAGCAGCAACUGAACUCCUGGAUGUCUGAAAUUCAAGCAUGCCUCCUUCGAAGGUCGGACGGAGCCAACGUGGAGCUGGCCUCGGACUCUCACUCGGAGGUCGUGACUGCGAGCCCCACGAACAGCAGCACGGACUCCCUGAGCCAAGGCGCCAUCCAGCCAUCCAGCCUCCCGGAUCAGCCCUGCCAGAAGACGGAUCACUACCUGUCAUCCUUCCCUUGGUACCACGGCCCCAUUUCUCGAGUCAAAGCCGCCCAGCUGGUCCAGCUCCAGGGCCUUGAUGGACACGGGGUUUUCCUCAUCCGACAGAGCGAAACCCGUCGAGGAGAAUACGUUCUCACUUUCAACUUCCAAGGGAGAGCAAAGCAUCUGCGGCUCUCGCUGACGGAGCGGGGCCACUGCCGUGUCCAGCACCUGCACUUCACCUCCAUCUUGGACAUGCUGCACCAUUUCCAACGUUGCCCCAUCCCCCUGGAGUGUGGCACGGCCUGCAAUGUCCAACUCUCCAGCUACGUGGUGGUUGCCCCACAUACGCAAGCAGGCUCCUGCAGCGGCACCGCCCCCCUCCCGCCCUCCAUCCACCGCUGCCACCCUGCGUCCAGCCACAUCCAGCUGAGCCCGUCCGGCUGCCCCCGGAUCCACCUGCCUGACCGCCUUCGUCGCAACUCCUCCGGGGAGCCGAUCUUCUACCGGGUGCCCCCUCCGGAAGAGCUGGCCCGAGGCCUCUGGCACAGCAGCACCCUGGGCACGCCACCCACGAGCCCUGCCAGCCGCCAGUGGGACAAUGAUUAUGAGCUGGACUCGCAAGGAAGGGGUCACCUGCGGGCGGUUAACAACCAGUACACCUCCCUCUGACGCAGCGGGACGGGGCCACCGCCUGCUUUUGCACGAGACUCUUCGCAAGAAGCCACAGCGGACGUGCGUUCCUCUUGGCUGGGUUUGGUUUGUAAGAUAGGCUGAUAGCUCACUCCACUAUGGGUGGGGCCCUUGGAUUAGGCCUGUUGAAGGGCCUGUUAAAUUUUCCCACUCAGAACAUUAUUCUUUCUUAUCGGUUUUGCACAUGGCUCUUCCUUUGCUUUUAGGUUCCUAGUUUUGUUACUGGUACAUAGGAUAUUUUGGGUAAUAGUUGGCUAAUUUUGAUCUCUCUCUGUCUGUCUCUCUCUAAUCCAAUUCCUCCUUUUUGAAGAUUAGGGAAAAUGGGUGGGGAACAAGGAAAGAGAACAGGUCAGACUAGUCUGCAUUACUGACAAGGACUGACGUGCUCUCCCUGCCCUGGUCCCCAAGCCUUUCCAUCGCCUGGCUCCCGUACAAUCACUGAAAUUAAGGCCCACUGAUAGAGCUACUUUCUUAGUCUCUCGAGGGAUUAGAGUAGGUCUAAGUGUUAUUAAGUUCCUAUCAUGGAGGACAUGUGAACAGAACACUGCUGUUGUUGAAAAGGCACACAACAGAAGCAACAAUGACAAAAGGCCUUCAACGCCCAAAUUACCUAAAGCAGCUGAACACGAAACAGCUUCUCUGCUGGCAGGCAACAACUAAUCUCAGAUCUCUCAACUCUCAGAAAGGCAUUUCUUCUCCUUGAUUGUACGCAAGGAUGCAGCUCCACUACGAAGCAAGGAAAUGUAACUGUCACCGCUUCCCAGCAAGGGGCACAAGAGUUCCCGUUCCAUGAGUCUGUGGAAAGGGAUCUUUCUUCUGGAACUCGGGAAACCUUACGCCGGGUGAGGCGAUUUGCCCAUCUAGCUCAGCCUUUCCCAGCCUGGUGACCUCCAGAUACGUUCGACAGCCAUGCCCUCGUCCGUCACUGGCCAGUCUGGCUGAGCAGUGGUCCCUAACCAACCUAGCUCAGGUGUUCUCCCUAAACUAGGACCCCCCCAGUUCCUGGAAAGGAAGUGUCGCCAUUAAUCAUUUCCUACUUCUAGUGAAAAGCGUGGAUGUUUCAAUCCAUAAACUGCACCUGUGCCUUAGGUUAGAUAUGGGAAGAGGGAGCCACUUUCUGAAGCGAAGCAAAUGGCUUCUGUUUUAAGCUAGUAGAGUAGUUUUUCCAAGCCAAAGCAACUACAAGUAACUUUAAAAAAGCCGAAACUACAGCACGAUGGCACCUGUGACAUUAUUGUACCCUACUCUUGAGGAAGCAACUGAACAUGUCACUUCUCCAGAAAUAGGUUUAAAAUUGCAGUUUUUAAUCGCUCAGGACAACAACUUUUUUUAUCCAUGACUUCACUCUAAAGGGCAGUGCAGAAACUGCUGGAGACGGCAGCAGCCUCUGACUUCCUGGGCCAAUCACACAUUUGUCAAGGAACACCUUGCGUGAGAACCUUCCUCCCCGCCUCAGAGUCUUUCUCAAAACACCCAAACCACUAAGGUGCCUUUAUUUUCUAGCAGAAAGCUGAAACCCGGUCUGUGUUUGCAUCGGAAUACAACCCACUAAACUGGUGCCUUCUAGAUGUGUUGGAACUACAAGUCCCAGAAGGCCAAGGGAUCCUGGUAGUUGUCCUCUAGCACAACUGGAAGGCACCAGAGGUUGGGGCAGGCUGCAUUAAACACUGAGGCUUAGGGCGGAGUAAAAGGGCAGAGGAGCGGGACCAGUUCUCCAACUUUCAGGGCUGGCAGCUGACUGCGCUGCGUCUGAGUCAGGGCAAAGGUUUUGCCCCAAAGGCAAGUAAGCCGGGCUCGUGAGCACGAGUUGCAAGUUCUGAUUUCCCAGCUUCAAAAGUAGAGGCCCAGUUUUCUACCAUACAGAACUCAGGGCUCACGCCAUGCGUACACAGUUCAACAACAAGAUCCUUUGUUAAAUGUAGCUCCGUUCCUCCAGAGUCCUCCUGGUUGCACGGCGAGGUUCUCAAUGAGCAAAAACACCCUGCUAGCAAGGGACAUACAAAGUGUUCUCAUUCCAAAAAUAAACACCUCCUAUCUCCUUUCAGUUUAGGCACGCUUGCGCCCACGUGGGACUCUGACUAGGAAGUAAUUUGAGACACUGCCCCCCCCCCGCCUCUUAAGUGGAAGGCAGGUGAGAAGGCGCAGGGGGGCGGUCUUGUGGCCUUUUCUUAAACGUUUUACCGGAAUAACAACAGGCGAAAUAACGAGGUAUUCUGAUUUAGUCAAGCCUAUAAAGGCAGAGAACCUUCCACAGAAUGAAUACAAAGCAUGUUGAGAAGCCAAAUGGGGAUUUCAUUGGGGAACGCCCUUCAGCGUCAGCUACAGGAACAGCAAGUGAAGGAUCAGGAAACACGCGGCCGUUCCCUUUCCUGCAAAGGACAUGCUUGAUGGCCUAAAAGUGAUCGGUGCACCUAGCCCGGUUUUGACCACUUUGCCUCUCCAAGGAAAAGGGGGUUACCCUGAACCUCUCCCUCCUUUCCCCUCAACUAGCAGCCCUGGCCAGGCUCUUAAAGCCUUUUCACCUUGGAACCUAAGUCUCCCUUCCCCAGUCCAAGCGGGUCCAGCAGUGCAUGGAAUCUCCGUCUUGCUCAAAACAGCCACCCAUUUCUGAUCUGUUUCCAGCCCAAUUCCUUUGCAAACGCCAGCCAAUCUCCUGGAAUUUAUUCCUAUUAAAUCCCACUGCAGCUGCCCUUUAAGCUCUUGCAAGAAUGAGAAUGGGCUGGAGGGUAACUUUUAUUAACAUUGGUAGCCAGUCUGCAGCCAGAACGGGGUUUCAUUUCCACUCUCUAGUCCACAAACACGAGAGUUGGGGGAAAGUUUGGUCAGAGCUUAGCUUUAAGAAAAAAAAGAGGGAGCCCUACCUUCGCUAUUUCUGUUCUCUGUCACAUGGCGGCACAUCCCCUGGCGAUUUCAAGCAAGGAAAGAGAAAGCCAAGAUUUGUGAAAGGGGGUAAACGGUGGGAGACUAUUGUCAUUGCUGUGGGUAGACAAAGCCUAACCAUUAUUCGUUCUGCCAAAGCUGGUAAUUUAAUUGGGCGGGGGGGGGGCAGAAAUAAGUUGUGUAUCAAAUAACAAACAACAUGGGCCGUGGUAAGCCGCCUACGACCAAAGUAAUCAGUCAAUGCCCACAAACCCUCUUUAAAGCAUUUCAAAUUGUUACUCAAAAGAUGGCUGUGUGUUCAAAGACACUAGAGUGGUUUUUUGAAAAUGUUUUUGCUCCAUUUUCUGCUUGUAGUUGUUCAUACAAGGCACCCUUGAGCCGUAGAUUUACAUGUGGGAUGAGGUGUGGGCACGGCACGGCACAGCCCGGGUCACCAGGCAGCCUGGGGUGGCGCUCCGGAGCCCUACGUCAACCCAGACCUGCUGCAUCUUUUCCUUCAAGAAGGACCAGCAGCGUGAGGAACCGCUCUCCUCUUAAUCCAGGGACAGGAGGAAGUUGAAGGGGAAAGAGGGAAGCCACGAGCCUCUCAGGGUUGCAGUCUCUGCACCAAAGAGAGGGACUUGACCCGAGGCUUUUGCAAGGAGUGCCUGCCUGGCGCCGUACAGGGGCUGGCGAUGGGCUCCCCUGGCCUCUCCCCUGGCCCAGCUCCCACAGGACGCAUAGAUGCUGCUCGGUGUAUUGUGCCACAAUCGUUUUCGCCAAGCAGUGGUUCAAAAUGGAACUCUGACCCGCCAGGGCUGCUUCAUGCAAGUCCGGUGGAACAGGGGAAGUGUGAACUCGCUCCCAGAGGAAGCUCCAGGAAUUAGGAAGCCGCUACCUCACAACUUGGCCUGUGACGUGCACCUGGAGCACUGCAUGAACAGCCCUGGGGCUGAGGUCAUCGGGCCGACGGGUUCAGCGAAACCGUGAAGUUCUUCUAAGGAACAAAACCUAGCUUUUCCUACCUCGGCUACCUAAGCACCCCAAACAGCGACAUACCACCUCUAAGGAGACUAAAAUCAGGGAGCCCCCCUGUCUGGGUUGACACUGCUCAUCAGUCACUCCCCCCUCCCCUUAUUCAGUGCCUUUCUGUCCCCAAAAAUUAUCUUUUCAUUUCUCCUGAUAAACCAGAAUGAGUAGCAGGUCUCCAGGAUAGCAAAACUUUGGACACAAAGCCCUGCUUUCUAAACUCACGUAACCUGGGAUGUGUGCGCGCGUGUGUGGCAGGGAGGGUUUUCAGAGGCAAGGGAAACGUGCUCAGGGACACGCUACAAAUACAUUCUGAAGGCGAAGCCCCCCUGCAUUGAAAAGGUCGGGGCUCAACGUAGCGCUGGCGUGUCAGACCCCCACCCCCACCCGUGGGAAUUCAACAAGCCGUUUAAAAUUGAGGUUACCUGCGCCUGGCUGCCAUGUCACAGGUUUGCACCAGUGUCUUCCUUCCCCAUGUUCCAGACCAGAGGAGAUAGACGAUGACGACGUGGCCAAGCCCAGAGCUGAUCACCACCUACACCCUGGACAGACACACUGAAGUUGUCACCGGUACCUAGCGGGUGGCAAGAGGCCUCCCCGACGGCAGCCUGCACCCUUCUUAAUCUAGCAGACGGGCCUCUGGAGGCAGCAGCACACGAACGGGGUCCCACGGCUUGGCGACUUUUUUACGGAAACAAAACAAAUAGGACUUUAAAGAAGAAAACUCUGUGUUCUUUUUUUUUUUAAGCCCUCUCCCCAUUUUCCCUCUCUUGUAUAGUAGAAUUUUUCUAUAUAUAUAUAUAUAUUUUCUGUAUGUACUGUACAUGUAACUUAUUCUUGAAUACUGCUAAAAUAUACAUACAGAUCUGCUCCUGCAGUAAAAUAAAACUGUUUUAAGAGA
This is a messenger RNA of Elgaria multicarinata webbii, 7064 nucleotides long. It is a transcript of the gene SH2B3, whose product is annotated as SH2B adaptor protein 3. Gene Ontology annotation, molecular function: transmembrane receptor protein tyrosine kinase adaptor activity. The record is from RefSeq and is a predicted model, not a curated record. Gene Ontology annotation, biological process: intracellular signal transduction. Lineage: Eukaryota; Metazoa; Chordata; Lepidosauria; Squamata; Anguidae. The transcript has 8 exons. Gene Ontology annotation, cellular component: plasma membrane. Bases 497 to 2254 code for a protein of 585 amino acids.